Messenger RNA from Cricetulus griseus (Chinese hamster), 3190 nucleotides. NCBI's taxonomy places the organism in Eukaryota, Metazoa, Chordata, Mammalia, Rodentia, Cricetidae. The record is from RefSeq and is a predicted model, not a curated record.
UAUAUCAGAGUUAUCUUUAGAUUCAACCCUUCAUGCCAUCAAUCUGCAUUGUAAUAACAUCUCCAAGAUCACAGCCAUUGAUCACAUUUGGAACCUACGACAUUUAGAUCUGUCAUCCAAUCAAAUAAGUCAAAUUGAAGGGCUAAACACAUUGACAAAACUAUGCACUUUAAACUUGUCCUGCAAUUUGAUCACAAGAGUAGAAGGACUUGAAGCACUGGUUAACCUGACUAGACUGAAUUUGUCUUAUAAUAACAUAAAUGAUCUUAGUGGGUUGAUGUCUCUUCAUGGACUGAAGUAUAAACUUAGAUACAUUGACCUACAUAGUAACUGUAUAGAUAGUAUCCAUCACUUACUUCAGUGUACAGUAGGCUUGCACUUCCUAACCAAUCUCAUUUUAGAGAAAGAUGGAGAAGGUAAUCCUAUCUGUCUUAUACCAGGGUACGGAGCAAUCAUUCUCCAGACUUUGCCGCAACUGAGAAUCUUAGAUUGUAAGAACAUAUUUGGUGAGCCAAUAAAUCUGGAAGAAAUAAACUCAUCACGCCUACAGUGCUUAGAAGGACUUUUGGAUAACUUAGUUUCUUCUGAUUCCCCCCUGAAUAUAAGUGAAGAUGAGGUAGAUGUUAAUGUCACAACACCAUCCACGGAUAUAUUGCCCACAUUGGAGGAGUUUAUCAGUACACCGGAAGAUAAUGUUUUGACCUCUCUUUUAUCUGUGUGUCCAUCUUCUGAACCAGAAAAAAUUAAUCAUGAAAACGAUUAUCAGAAUGAGAUGAAACUUCAGAAAUUAGAUAAUCAAAUCUUACAGCUUCUCAAAGAAACUUCUAAUUCUUUAAUAGAUAAUGUUCCCGAGAAAGACCACAGAGCAAAAAGAGACACAGACGUAACUUCUGAAAGUGACUGUGGAAACAGAAAAGAGUGUACUCGAAAAAUUCCUAGAAGAACAAAAACCCCAUAUUAUGCCAGAACUAUUCAAACUAUUAAGCACCACAAUAAAAACAAUGUUGCCUUUGGAAGUUGUAAUCGAAAAAUGAGACAGCCUAACCUUAAAGAUUUAUAUGUUAGAUCAUCUUUGGUAAACUGUAAUGCUUUAAGAGACUUAGAUGAGCAGAAGACUGACAUAAUUAAAAUAGACAACAACAGUGUCUCGGAUGACAACACUUACCGGUCCCUCUUGGAACAGUUAGACCAAGAGAGAGAGAUGAGAUGGAAAGCAGAGGAAGCUGAAAAGAAACUUAUGGAUUAUAUCGAUGAGUUGCAUAAGCAUGCAAGUGAGAAAAACGAUAUCCACAGCCUGGCUAUCAUUACCACAGAUAGGCUAAAGGAUGCUAUUUUUAAGGAGAGAAAUUCCAAGGCUCAACUUGAAAUUAUAGUUCACAAACUCCAAAAUGAAGUUAAAAAACUAACUAUUGAAUUAGUGAAAGCACGGGAUCAACAGGAAGAUCACAUCAGACACUUGAGAACCCUGGAAAAGGCAUUGGAAAAAAUGGAGAAGCAGAAAGCACAGCAGCAGCAGGCACAGAUGAAACUUAUCCAAGAGGUGGAGCUCAAAGCCUCAGCUGCUGAUCGAGAAAUAAGCUUACUUCGAACUUCCCUGCACCACGAAAAGGAACAAGUGCAACAACUUCAUGAACUUCUGGCAUUGAAAGAACAGGAACACAGGAAAGAAAUUGAAACUAGGGAGUUUUUCAGUGAAACUGAGUUCCAGGAGGCAUUAGCCAAAGAAAUGUCCAAAGAAGAAAGAAAGCAUGAUCAAGAAGUAAAAGAAUACCAAGAAAAACUCGAUAUAUUAAACCAGCAGUAUCUGGAUUUAGAAAACGAAUUCCGUAUUGCUUUAACUGUUGAAGCCAAAAGGUUUAAAGAUGUUCAAGAUGGUUUUGAAGAUGUUGCAACUGAGUUAGCCAAGAGCAAACAUGCUCUUAUUUGGGCUCAACGCAAAGAAAAUGAAUCUUGCUGUUUAAUUAAAGAUCUCACCUGUAUGGUGAAGGAACAAAAGACAAAACUCUCAGAAGUCUCCAAAUUGAAACAGGAAGCAGCAGCAAAUUUACAGAAUCAAAUGAACACUCUUCAAAUUUUGAUUGAAGAUGACAAGCAGAAGAGCAUUCAAAUAGAAAUUCUUAAGCAUGAAAAAACCCAGCUUAUUUCUGAGCUAGCAGCCAAGGAGUCGCUGAUUUAUGGUUUAAGGACAGAAAGAAAAGUAUGGGGACACGAAAUGGUACAUCAGGGCUCGUCCGUAGCCCUGAGUCGUGGGAAAUUAGAAGCCCAAAUUGAAAGUUUAUAUAGAGAGAACGAAUCCCUGAGAAAAGCCCACGAAGGUGACUGUGAUGCAUUGAGAAUAAAGUGCAAAGUCAUCGAGGACCAAACUGAAACCAUCAGAAAACUAAAAGUUUGUUUACAAGAAAAAGAUGAGCAAAUCAAAUUACUACAAGAAAAGAUCACUCUCAUAGAAAAAUGCACUCAAGAACAACUUAAUGAAAAAUGUUCACAACUAGAUAAUGUAAUGGAAAAACUAGAAAGACACAAUGAGAGAAAGGAAAAACUAAAACAGCAGUUGAAAACAAAGGAAUUUGAACUUGAAGAAAUCAGAAAAGCUUACAGUACACUAAGUCAGAAAUGGCACGAUAAAGGAGAACUACUCUGUCAUCUUGAAACACAAGUAAAAGAAGUAAAAGAAAAAUUUGAAAACAAGGAAAGGAAACUUAAAGCAGAGAGAGACAAAAGUCUUGAGCUACAAAAGGAUGCAAUAGAAAAGCUUCAAAGCAUGGACGAUGCCUUUAAAAAACAAGUUGAUGCAAUUGUUGAAGCUCACCAAGUUGAAAUAGUACAACUAGCAAGAGAGAAGCAGAAAUACGUUAAUUGUGCAAAUUUAAAGGUUCACCAAGUUGAAGAAGAAAUGCGAGGACUUCUGGAAGAAACAUGCAAGAACAAAAAAGUAAUCGAAAGAAAAAUUAAGCAACUUGCUUGUGCUCUAACUGAAAUUCAGAAAGAAUUGUGAUGUUGGUGGGAACAAAUUUAAUUGAAAUGGAUCAACAGACCUAUUGUAAAAAUGAUUAAAUACUGUAACAGUAGUAACUGCUAUGACUUUGAAAUGUCUCUUUCUACACAUUUCAUUAUGAAUAUAUUUUAAGAGACUUGAAAUAUUGUAUGUGUAGGCUUUUUAUAAUAAACUUGAUAUAUAUAUUAUCAGAUA